Messenger RNA from Teleopsis dalmanni, 1760 nucleotides. Its product is annotated as aromatic-L-amino-acid decarboxylase. Lineage: Eukaryota; Metazoa; Arthropoda; Insecta; Diptera; Diopsidae. Bases 227 to 1657 code for a protein of 476 amino acids. Gene Ontology annotation, molecular function: pyridoxal phosphate binding; aromatic-L-amino-acid decarboxylase activity. The transcript has 4 exons. Gene Ontology annotation, biological process: serotonin biosynthetic process; amino acid metabolic process; catecholamine metabolic process. The record is from RefSeq and is a predicted model, not a curated record.
GUUAACUUUGCUAGUUAGAAUUUUAGUCACACAAUUUUAUUAUAAAAGAUACAAUAAAUAUUUUAAACGAAUUUGAACGAAUUUGGAAUUGAAGGCGUCUAAUCAUUUGGAGCAAGUUCAAUUUUGAAAGGAAACAAUCCACAGCAAAUUAAAUAAAGUGUGAAAAAGCAAAAGUUUACAAAAAAAAAAAUAGCUUAAUAAUCAGCAAGGCAGCAAAAAGAUCGAUAUGGAAGCACCAGAAUUCAAAGAUUUUGCCAAGUCUAUGGUGGAUUACAUUGCCGAAUAUUUGGAAAAUAUACGUGAUAGACGUGUUCUUCCUACUGUUGAACCCGGCUACCUGCGUCCGCUUAUACCUGAUAAUGCACCCCAGGAACCAGAGUCUUGGGAGGAUGUAAUGAAAGACGUCGAAAGAGUCAUAAUGCCAGGAGUUACGCAUUGGCAUAGCCCAAAGUUUCAUGCCUAUUUUCCUACUGCCAAUAGCUAUCCAGCCAUUGUGGCCGACAUGCUUAGCGGCGCCAUUGCUUGUAUUGGCUUCAGCUGGAUUGCAAGUCCAGCUUGCACUGAACUGGAAGUUGUUAUGUUAGAUUGGUUGGGCAAAAUGUUAAAUCUGCCUGAGGAAUUUCUGGCAUGUUCUGGUGGUAAGGGCGGUGGUGUUAUACAAGGAACAGCCAGCGAAGCAACUCUUGUUGCAUUGUUAAGUGCUAAGGCAAAGAAAAUCCAACAAGUAAAGAAAAUUCAUCCGGAUUGGGAUGACAAUACGAUAAUAUCUAAACUAGUUGGAUAUAGUUCAGAACAAGCUCAUUCUUCUGUGGAACGUGCUGGUUUACUUGGUGGUGUUAAAUUACGCUCGGUGCCAGCAGAUGAGAACAAUCGUUUACGUGGCUGCGCUUUGGAAGAUGCAAUUAAAAAAGACUUGGAUGAGGGUUUAAUACCAUUUUAUGCGGUCGUUACCUUGGGCACCACGAAUUCAUGUGCUUUCGAUUAUUUGAAUGAAUGCGGUCCAGUUGGUAACAAGUAUGAUGUUUGGAUUCAUGUUGAUGCAGCUUAUGCAGGCUCAGCUUUUAUUUGCCCAGAAUAUAGACAUUUAAUGAAUGGCAUUGAAACGGCUGACAGUUUUAAUUUCAAUCCACAUAAAUGGAUGUUGGUUAACUUUGAUUGUAGUGCAAUGUGGCUCAAAGAUCCCACAUGGGUCGUUAAUGCUUUCAAUGUUGAUCCAUUGUAUUUAAAGCAUGAUAUGCAAGGAUCUGCUCCAGAUUAUCGUCAUUGGCAAAUUCCUCUUGGGCGUAGGUUCCGUGCUUUGAAGUUAUGGUUUGUGAUGCGUUUAUAUGGCGUUGAAAAUCUACAAGCUCACAUUCGUCGUCAUUGCGGCUUUGCAAAACAAUUUGAACAAUUAUGUAAAGCAGAUGAACGUUUCGAAAUAGUUGGUGAAGUUAAUAUGGGCUUAGUCUGCUUCCGUUUGAAAGGCACUAAUGAAAUCAAUGAAGUCUUGUUGAAGAGAAUCAAUGGCCGCGGUAACAUUCAUAUGGUGCCAUCCAAAAUACGCGAUGUCUAUUUCUUACGCAUGGCUGUCUGCUCUAGGUUCUCUAAACCAGAAGAUAUUGAGUAUUCUUGGAAGGAGGUAAGCGCCGCUGCUGAUGAAGUUUUAAAGGAGAAAUAAAUGAUAUCCCAUCGAAGAUAUAAUAACAAAUAAUGCCACAUGAAUAUUACGAAAAGACUCAGAUUAUGGAACAGUAAACAUGAUUAGGGAACAAUUUAUUAAU